Salarias fasciatus (jewelled blenny) is the source of this 2408-nucleotide messenger RNA. Its product is annotated as prolyl 4-hydroxylase subunit alpha-1-like. Gene Ontology annotation, cellular component: endoplasmic reticulum. The transcript has 16 exons. Gene Ontology annotation, biological process: peptidyl-proline hydroxylation to 4-hydroxy-L-proline. Gene Ontology annotation, molecular function: L-ascorbic acid binding; protein binding; procollagen-proline 4-dioxygenase activity. The record is from RefSeq and is a predicted model, not a curated record. Lineage: Eukaryota; Metazoa; Chordata; Actinopteri; Blenniiformes; Blenniidae. The coding region runs from base 111 to 1778 and encodes 555 amino acids.
ACAACCGGAAGUCAGCUGUGUUAUUAGCAUUAGCGUCGCACUCUGCGCACUUUUUCUGCGCUUUUGCGCAACCUGCUGGUUUUUUCUGUGUCAAAACGUCUGCAGGCAGUAUGGUUCUCUGUCACUGGUGGUGGAUCCAGGUUCUCCUCGUCACCUCCUGCUCCGCCCACAGUGACUUCUUCACCUCCAUCGGUCACAUGAUCGACCUGCUGUCCACGGAGAAGGAGCUGGUGACUUCGCUGAAGAGCUACAUCCAAGCUGAGGAAGACAAACUGCAGCAGAUCAAAGAGUGGGCGGACAGACUGGACGCUCUGUCUGCUGAAGCCUCACAGGACCCUGAGGAGUUUCUGGGUCACCCGGUGAACGCCUUCAAAUUGAUGAAGAGGCUGAACACAGAGUGGGUGGAGCUGGAGAGCCUGAUACUCAAGGAUGUGUCCGAUGAGUUCAUCUCCAACCUGACCAUCCACAGGCAGCACUUCCCCAACGACGAGGACCAGACGGGAGCCGCUAAAGCUCUGAUGAGGCUGCAGGACACCUACCAGCUGGACACGGACACCAUCGCCAGCGGACAGCUGCCAGGCUCCUCCCUCCCGCGCAGCGUCCUGACAGUGGAGGACUGCUACGACGUGGGGAAGGUGGCGUACUCGGAGGCGGAUUACUACCACACGGAGCUGUGGAUGGCUCAGGCCCUCAAGCAGCUGGACCAGGGCGAGCCGGCCGCCGGUCUGGACGCCGUCACCAUCCUGGACUACCUCAGCUACUCGGUGUACCAGCAGGGGGAACUGCAGAGCGCGCUGGACUUCACCAAGAGGCUGCUGGAGCUCGACCCGACGCACCAGAGAGCCAACGGCAACCUGAAGUACUUCGAGUACCAGCUGGCCAAACAGAAGCAGGCGGAGGGGGAGCAGGGGGGGAGGCAGAGGAGCGAGACCCGCGGCCGCCCCGCCGACUACCUCCCCGAGAGGAAGAAGUACGAGCAGCUGUGUCGAGGCGAAGCGGUGGAGAUGACUCCUCGCCGGCAGAGCCGCCUCUUCUGCCGUUACCAUGACAACGGCCGGCACCCGAGGUACGUGAUUGGCCCGGUGAAGCAGGAGGACGAGUGGGACCGGCCCCACAUCGUCCGUUACCACGACAUCGUGUCGGACAAGGAGAUGGAGAAGGUCAAGGAGCUGGCCAAGCCCAGGCUGCGUCGAGCCACCAUCUCUAACCCCGUCACCGGCGUGUUGGAGACGGCCCAUUACCGCAUCAGCAAGAGACGUGCCACCGUACAUGACCCUCAGACAGGCACACUGACCACCGCCCAUUACCGAGUCUCCAAGAGCGCCUGGCUCGGAGCCUUCGAGCACCCAGUGGUGGAUAAGAUCAACCAGAGGAUCGAAGACGUGACGGGGCUGGACGUCUCCACGGCGGAGGACCUGCAGGUGGCAAAUUACGGCGUUGGAGGACAGUACGAACCGCACUUCGAUUUUGGACGAAAAGACGAACCCGACGCCUUCGAGGAGCUCGGGACGGGAAACCGGAUCGCAACCUGGCUGCUUUAUAUGAGUGACGUGCAGGCAGGGGGCGCCACAGUCUUCACCGAUGUGGGAGCCGCUGUUUGGCCCAAAAAGGGUUCAGCAGUGUUCUGGUAUAAUCUGUUUCCCAGUGGAGAAGGAGACUAUCGCACUCGUCACGCUGCCUGUCCUGUUCUGCUGGGAAACAAGUGGGUUUCGAACAAGUGGAUCCACGAGCGAGGGCAGGAGUUCAGGAGGCGCUGCAGCCUGCAGGAGGCCCACUGACCUCCUCUGCUCCUGCUGUGUGUGUGUGUGUGUGUGUGUGUGUGUGUGUGUUUGUGUGUUUCAGUGGGUGGUGCAUUCACUGUCUUUCACAAAGCAUCAGACACGUGAAGAGUGUGUCACUCUGCAGCUGUGAGACGUGUGGCCGGCUUCUCUUCUAAACAUUUAUUUACGCGCACACACACACACACACACACACACUGCUGCUGCUUCUUUCUCAGUCGGUCCCUGAAGGGACCGGGUGCACUGCACUCCUGGCAGACCGGUUACUUUUGCCCCCCUUGCUCCUUCAGAGGAGCGUAGGUCAAAGGUCAAAGACCUGCCACUCCGAGCGAUCUGGAGCGAAUGUCAGGAUUUUGUUCCAGUCUGACACAAACAGACCCACGUCUGUGUUUUCUCUUCCCUGUGAGUUCCAGCUUCGGUCUUUUGGGUUUUUCAUAGAGACGAUGUUACGAGGUGUGCAGAGUGUGUUUUAUGUAAAUAGAAACUCUGAUCACAGAUCAGAAUGAAGCCUCAGCUGCAGGGUCUCUUAUGACGUCUCUGCAGACACCAGAUUCCCGUCACUGUUACCAUGAUGAUUGUUCUGCUCUGUUCUUAUUUAUUUAUGCUGUUUCAAUAAAAUCUUGGAUUUUA